Molecule: messenger RNA, 1168 nt
Organism: Caenorhabditis auriculariae
Lineage: Eukaryota; Metazoa; Nematoda; Chromadorea; Rhabditida; Rhabditidae
Source: the annotation of a GenBank genome assembly
AUGAAAGGUGCGGCGUCUCAAGUUGAUCCAAAAGAUUUAUCUCCUGCUUGGAAAGUUUUGCAAAUGGUGAUAAGAGUUUUUUAAAGUUCUUUUCUAUCUUGUCAUGAACUGCAGAAGAUGAAAGAAGAAAAAGAAGACAGAGCGAGAGAAGAAAAAGAGAAAGAAGAGAAAAUGGAGGAAGAUGGAUUCCAGAAAGUCGUCAGCAAGGUUUUCUACUUUUGGUAGCGUUCAUGUGUAUACAUUUUGUUAAGGGUGCUAUCAAAAAAGCCAACAGGAAAAGAAGAGCAGCAGAAGCUUUGAAGGAAGCCGAGGAAGGUUCAAAAAAACCAGCGUACGAUAUUCCUGUAGUUUUGAAAGAUGAAACGAGGUUUGUGAUUCAGCAGGAAAACAUUUUUCAUUCUGUGUUGGAAUUUUUCAGAGGUGAGCCAACUGCAGUGAUCGCGCUCGACUGCGAAUACGUAGGCGGUGGUUCUGAUGGAAGCACUGAUUUAUUGGCGAGGAUCUCUAUUGUCAAUGAUGUGAGUUUUUUGAAAAUAUUCUACAAAAAUAGUAAUUUUUAGAAGGGAGAAAUCGUUUACGAUAAAUUUGUGAAGCCGACAGAAAAGGUGACGGACUUCCGGACAGUGGUCAGCGGCGUCCGUCCAGUGCAUCUGAAGAGCGGUUAGAAAGUCGCCUACUUUACCUUUGGGCAAAAAUGGAUUCACAGCGAUUCCGUUCGACACAGCCCAAAGAGAAGCCUCGAAAAUAAUCAAGGACCGAAUUGUUGUGGGACACGCAUUGCACAACGACUUUCGAGUAUCGUUCGAAAGUAAUUCGGUUUUUGAAAUUUCUGUUUUUACAGGUUUUGAAACUUGUACACGGACGGAAAAAUACUAGAGAUACUGCGAAAUGCUCCGUUUUGCGGCAACUUUCCACCUCAACUAAGGUUGUUUCUCAAUCUUGAGCCACAUUUGUAUCAUUUCGAGACGAUUUACAGAUGCCGUCGCUAAAAAGAUUGGCGAAAGACGUGUUAGGAAUCGAAAUUCAACAAGGAGAACACGAUUCGGUAUUCCACUGAUCUCUCAAAAGUACACUUAUUUGAUAGGUGAUUGAUGCGAGAGUGGCCCUGAGGUUAUACGAAUUCGUCAAAAAGAAGUGGGAAGCGGAGAUUAAGAGGUACCGGAAAUGA